Acanthochromis polyacanthus (spiny chromis) is the source of this 6187-nucleotide messenger RNA. RefSeq names its product ankyrin repeat and IBR domain-containing protein 1. The coding region runs from base 402 to 3773 and encodes 1123 amino acids. Gene Ontology annotation, cellular component: cytoplasm; ubiquitin ligase complex. Lineage: Eukaryota; Metazoa; Chordata; Actinopteri; Pomacentridae. The transcript is spliced from 19 exons. Gene Ontology annotation, biological process: protein polyubiquitination; ubiquitin-dependent protein catabolic process; positive regulation of proteasomal ubiquitin-dependent protein catabolic process. Gene Ontology annotation, molecular function: ubiquitin protein ligase activity; zinc ion binding; ubiquitin conjugating enzyme binding. The record is from RefSeq and is a predicted model, not a curated record.
GAAAUGCUGGGAGGUGGUUUACAGGGCAGUGGUGAUGCUGAAACAGGCGCUUGUGGCAGAGCAGCCUGAGCAACCUUGAAGAUGGAAUUGUUGUCCUUGCAAAUCAAAGGGAGUGGAAGUCAUUAAUACUCAAAGAGGCAGGGCUGCAUCUCUUGAAACAGUGGUGAAAGUAUUUUUGGCUGACUAGGAGAAUCCUGAGGUUUUUAUUGACUGACAAGCUCAGUGAUUACUCCUAGCUAGCAAGGCCUUGUUGGACAGAGCCAGGCUCAAAGGAAUUUAACUCUUGUUUUUUGCUUCUGUUUAGGACAUGCAUUAUGCUGGCUUAUUGGACUUGAACAGGUUGAAGACGACUUAAGAGGCUGCUGUGUCAGUCAGAGCUUGAACGCGCAGAAGGAGAAGAAAUGGGGAACACAGCAACCAAGUUCCGUAAGGCGCUCAUCAAUGGAGAUGAGGUGCUGGCCUGCCAACUCUACGAGAGCAACCCGCAGUUCAAGGAGGCUCUAGAUCCCAACUCUACAUAUGGAGAGUCCUACCAGCACAACACUCCUCUGCACUAUGCUGCCCGGCACGCCAUGACACGCCUACUCAGGUCUUUUAUCCACAGCAAAGAUGGCAAUCCUAACAAGCGUAAUGUGCACAACGAGACGUCUCUGCACCUUCUCUGCAUGGGGCCUCAGAUCCUGACCUCAGAGGGGGCGCUGCAACCUCGCAUCUCACGGCCAUAUGAAGAUGAACAGCGUCGGGCGGAGUGUCUGCAAAUCGUCCUCGCGUGGACCGGAGCGAAGCUGGACCAUGGAGAGUAUGAGAGUGCUGACAUCAAUGCCACUGACAAUAAGAAAAACACCUGCCUGCAUUAUGCUUCUGCCUCAGGCAUGAAAACGUGUGUUGAGUUGCUGGUGCAGAGAGAAGCGGACCUGUUUGCGGAGAAUGAAAACCGCGAGACUCCAUGUGACUGUGCAGAGAAGCAGCACCACAAGGAGUUGGCCCUGCGCCUGGAGUCGCAGAUGGUCUUCUCUCUUGCCCCCGAGGCGGAGGGUAUAGAGGCAGAGUACGCAGCCCUCGAUCGAAGAGAGUUGUAUGAAGGUCUGCGGCCUCAGGAUCUACGAAGGCUGAAGGACAUGCUGAUAGUGGAGACAGCCGACAUGCUGCAGGCCCCACUUUUCACUGCUGAAGCACUGCUACGUGCCCAUGAUUGGGACAGAGAGAAGCUCUUAGAGGCCUGGAUGACCGAUGCGGAGGAGUGCUGCCAACGCUCAGGGGUACAGAUGCCCAACCCACCUCCAAGUGGCUGUAAUGCAUGGGACACUUUGCCCUCGCCCCGGACGCCACGCACCACCCGAUCCUCCAUCACCUCACCAGACCAAAUCAGCCUCAUGCCUGCCGAUGAUGAUGAGUCUUCUCUGUGUGGUAUCUGCAUGUCUUCCAUCUCGGUCUUUGAGGAACCUGUCGACGUGUCCUGUGGCCAUGAGUUCUGCAGAGCAUGCUGGGAAGGGUUUCUAAAUCUAAAGAUCCAAGAAGGAGAAGCCCACAACAUUUUCUGCCCAGCCUUCGACUGCUACCAGCUAGUGCCAGUGGAAGUCAUAGAAAGUGUGGUCUCCAGAGAGAUGGACAGGCGCUACCUCCAGUUUGACAUCAAGGCAUUUGUGGAAAACAAUUCAGCAAUCCGUUGGUGUCCAGAGGCAGGGUGUGAAAGAGCAGUACGACUGAACACCCAGGGCCCAGGAACUUCCACCUCAGAUCCUCUAAGCUUCCCCCUCCUUCGGGCCCCUGCUGUAGACUGUGGCAAGGGCCACCUUUUCUGCUGGGAGUGUCAAGGUGAGGCCCAUGAGCCCUGUGACUGCGAGACCUGGAAGUUGUGGCUGCAGAAAGUCAAUGAAAUGAAACCUGAGGAAUUGGCUGGUGUGAGCGAAGCUUACGAGGACGCAGCCAACUGCCUAUGGAUGCUCACUAACUCCAAACCUUGCGCCAACUGCAAGUCUCCAAUACAGAAAAACGAGGGCUGCAAUCACAUGCAGUGUGCUAAGUGUAAGUACGACUUCUGUUGGAUCUGUCUGGAAGAGUGGAAAAAGCACAGUUCAUCAACAGGGGGAUAUUAUCGCUGCACCCGCUACGAGGUCAUCCAACAGGUGGAGGAGCAGUCAAAAGAGAUGACUGAAGAGGCAGAGAAGAAGCACAAGAGCUUUCAGGAACUUGACCGCUUUAUGCACUACUACACACGCUUCAAGAACCAUGAGCACAGCUAUCAGCUGGAACAGCGCCUGUUGAAAACAGCCAAAGAGAAGAUGGAGCAGCUCAGUCGUGCCCUGAGUGGAAGGGAAGGAGGCCCACCUGACACUACAUUCAUUGAAGAUGCAGUCCUAGAACUACUAAAGACUCGCCGCAUCCUCAAGUGCUCUUAUCCUUAUGGGUUCUUUCUGGAGCCCAAAAGCACAAAGAAAGAGAUCUACGAGCUUAUGCAGACGGACUUGGAGAUGGUGACCGAGGACUUGGCACAAAAGGUUAACAGGCCUUACCUGCGAACGCCUCGCCACAAGAUCAUUCGUGCAGCGUGUCUGGUGCAGCAGAAGAGGCAGGAGUUCCUGGCCUCGGUAGCCCGAGGAGUGGCCCCCAAUGACUCACCUGAGGCCCCCAGACGCAGUUUUGCUGGCGGAACGUGGGACUGGGAGUAUUUAGGCUUUGCAUCACCUGAGGAGUAUGCAGAGUUCCAGUACAGACGGAGACACAGGCAGCGGCGGCGAGGCGACAUGUCUAGUCUCCGUAGCAACACACCUGACCCCGACGACCUCAGCGACAGCACUUUAGACACGCAGGAUGUCGGAGGUGGGCGUAGACAAGGUCCUCUGAUGGGUCUUGGUUCCUUGGAUGAUGAUGACCCUAACAUCCUACUGGCUAUUCAGCUGUCACUCCAGGACUCAGGGAUGGCAGGGAGUGGGUCUCAUCAUGAGAUUCUUGCCAACGAAGCCUCACUCGGUGCAAUUGGCACCUCCCUUCCUUCAAGGCUUGAGCAGAGCGGUCCAGGUGUUGAGGUCCUCCCCAGAGCUUCUCUAAGCAGCUCAGAACUGCUGGAGCUGGGAGAUAACUUGGCCAGACUUGGCAACAUCAACCUCAGCAGCCAGUACUCUGCUGCGACUGGUGUUUCCAUUUCUGUACAGCACUGUGACAGUCAUCACCGGGCGUAUGGGGCCUCUGUGCCCAUACCAGUGGCUCCAGGUGGCAGUAACUCCUCCACAGGCCUCUUCUCUUCUUCUACUGACACAACAGACUCCACCACGUGUGGCAGCCAUGACCCAUCCUCAUCCUCUGCAUUGGCAGCAAAUGCUAACCUGCUGGGCAAUAUCAUGGCUUGGUUCCAUGACAUGAAUCCUCAAGGCAUCACCCUGGUGCCCCCGACCUCCUCUGACACCGACUCAAGCCUGGGUGCACUCCAUGCAGGAGGAGGCUGCCUGCAAGAUGACGACAGAAGUGGGAUCGUCGUCCUCCCCGAAAGCAGGAAGCCUCAGGAGGUGAUGGCAGACGUGGGUUUCUGCUCUCAGAGACUGAGUGACAUGGAGGAGAAGGAGUGCUCUGUGGCUGAGAGGCCGACUCAGUUAGAUCUAGUAGGGCUGGACACCAUGCCGCUACCUUACAUGGCAACCCUUGACGCGAGUGGAGACCACGCCGACCGCAGAGGCUCAAAGGUCUGCCAUGUCGACAGCCCACUCUGUGACUCUGUGUCCGACCAGCUGCCCAGCACCAGCUCCUCUGAGUGGGAAGAACAAGUGCACUUGGUAUGAUCUGACUGGCUGAGAUUUGGAAGGAGCUUUUACAGAAAGCCAAAAACCACUAUAGGUUGCAAAGAGUUGAGAAAUAUGCGAAGUAGCAGGUGGAAUGUAUAGAGAAUAGAGAAUGUGUCAGUCAUACUCAGCUCUAAAGAGGGAAGAGAAGUAGGCUCUUAAAUUGUGUGCAGGUACUUAACCUAACAAUACAGUCCAAUUUGUUUCCUGUAUCUACUGUAUUGUCAGCCCACUGCCCCACACAACCAGCCCUCCUGCACAGAAAACACUAACCUAAGAGAUCACAUUCAAUUACCAUUUUGAAGGAAGUGGCUCCUAAAAGGUUUCUGUGCUGAUGAAAAUACAAAUAAGUAGUGUUUUUUUUCUGAAAUCAACUUUAGGGGAGAUUGGAGAUUUAGGAACUGUAGCCUAGCAACUGUUCAUUUUGUUUCCACUGGAGUAAAAGCCUACUGUAUCAGUCUGGAUGCGGUUUGAGGGAGAUUGAGCAGAUAAAUAGUUUUGCUCCAGUAUUCAAUCUGUCAGAUACUGGCUGAGAGGUAGUUCUCACUCCUGUUCAUAUCUGCCUACUUUAUAGGUGCCAAACACUGACUAGCAAAAGCACAGUUUGCAGUCACCAAGUGGAUUCUUCAAAGCAAAUUGUGCCUGCUUAUUACAAUCUCAACGACUCAGCUGAACUUAUAUGUGAAAGUGUCGAGCCAUAUUUUUAUUUGAGAUUGCAGCUGGGUGAUAUUUUCAAACCUCACUGGUUAAAAGCUGUAGUGUGCUGUGUAAAACUGUAGUUUAAUAAAAACCAUAAUGGUUGUGUACUUUAGUAUGUGAAGCAUCCACAUUAAAAAAACACACAAAAAAGGAUUGUUUAACUGAAAAGUAGGUGGCCUGCUCGAAAACAUUUCUAAAUGGACUUGACAAUGGAUAUUCAUCUCAAAGCCUCAGUCCUAACACACUUUGAAUAGAAAGUGUCUCUUAGAGCUUCAAAAACAACAAAACACUGACAGACCCUGAGGGGCUGCUCAGACUGAUUCAGUUCACACCUUUGUGACAGCAUUUCUGAAUUCCAUUGUAGCUCGUCUUAAAUUAAUGUUUGAGUGCUGCAGCCAAGUGUGGAGUGACGGAUAGAGUAGAUAGUGGGUUCUCUUGUUUAUAUACUACAGGGAAGGCCAGUGAAAGAGAUAAUCAAGCAAUCACACUGAGACGUGGGUGAAUUAAUUAAUCAAGCCCACGUCACUGUAAUUUAUCUCUGGGUUCAGUUUUAGUGUAAUAACGAGCAAAGCCUUCUUAGAUCUCUGCAGAUAUCCUGGACUGCAGGGUGAUGCACGGAGAACUCAUGAAUGUGAAAAGCAUCUCAACCACAUGGGGAGUCCAUGUCUUUGAAACGGUUCUCUACGCAGUUAGAGAUUCAGUGCCUUUGUGUCAAUCACCAUUAUUCAGUUCUUUUUCACGUAUUUUUCUGAGUGCUAAUUACACAGGAUCUGCAGUGUAAACAAAACAAAAACACCUGUUACCUUAAAGUUGUUUCUCUCGUAUAACAUUUAUAGUGUGCUGACAUGAGCUCUUGAGUUUUUUUUCAUCAAAAUAUUUGUAGCAUGAGGCUUUUGUUGGUUCUAGUAGUGAUAUGUUAACACUGAUUUUUAUAUGAUUUGGUGAAAUAGGAUUCUAACUUUAAUGUCUCACUUUCAAAUCUGGUUCCCAAAUAUUUUGAAGAAGUGUUUUUUCCCCCUCUGGUUUUUGUGCGUAAGGCUUCUUGCCUUCGAAACUAAAAUCACUGUAUUGACUUUGGAAUGAGUUGACCUACUGUAUGUGUAUUAUAUAUAUCUUACCUGAAGACACUAAAAUGGAGCAAAGUUGCAAUAUAAAGUAGGUAUUUAUUUGAAAUAAAACUGAUCCAUUUAAAUAGUGGAUUGUGAAUAACCCGUAUGAAAUAAAACACACUGUUAAGUGUUUCACCUUUAGGACUUCAAUAGGUUUUUGUACAGACUAAUGUCUGACUGAGGUAAAUGACCUUUCAACCCCUUAGCAGAUGUAUAGAGCAACAUUAAAUCUACAGAUAGUGAUUGCUUUGAAGUGUCUUGAAGUUGUGAGUGCCAUGUGGUUAAUAAUGGAACUAACUCUGUUGGUUAAUGUCGGUGUGUUAAUCAGAGGAGAUAACAUGUUGCCCUUUUUGUGUAACAGUAUGCUGUGCAUGGAAUGGGUACUAAAUGAAAUUCAUACUUUCUUUGUAUUUCACCUCUUAUGUCCAGGUGAUUUAUUUUAAAACGGCAUAUAACAUUUUGUAACUCAUUGAGAUUUUCUAUUGUAAAGCAACUAAUCCUUGAAAUGCUAUUUGCACUUUGAUAGUCUAUACUUGAUACAUUCCCUCUUUGUAUGAAAAAAAAAUGUUUGGUGUGUGAUGCCAAUAAACUAUGUGUUGAGUUUUA